CCAGGCGUACGUACAUGUGCGUGGUGAAAUGCUGGAUUGACUAACACUGAAGAUCUAGGGGAUCAAUGGCGCGCGGCUUUGAGAUCGUUUAAAAUUUAUUGGAAGGGAGAGUGUGAGAGAGAGAAGGGAAAGAGAGAGAGGGAAAACAGUGUCUUUCAACAAUGGAACUUACAAUGGAAAACAUUGGGAAUCUGCACGGCGUCUCACACUCCCAUCAAACGGGAGACUUGAUGAACUCUCCUCACGCGCGACAGUCGGCGACACAUAGGAACUUGGUGUCAUCGCACGGGAGGUCAGCGAUGGUGUCCAGCAUGGCCUCGAUACUGGACGGGGCCGGGGAGUAUCGCACGGACCAUUCGUUGUCCGGUCCUCUCCAUCCAGCGAUGACCAUGUCGUGCGAUUCGAGCAUGAGUCUGAGCAGCACUUACACCACCCUGACGCCGUUGCAGCACCAUUUGCCUCCCAUAUCCAACGUCUCAGAGAAAUUUCACCAUCAUCCGCACCCUCACGCUCAUCACCACCCCGCGCACCAGCGUCUCGCCGCCGGGAACGUCAGCGGCAGCUUUACGCUGAUGCGGGAUGACCGGGGCCUCGCGUCCAUGAGCAACUUAUACGGCCACUACUCCAAAGAUUUGUCCGGGAUGGGACCACCUUUGUCACCUCUUUCCAACGGCCUUGGGUCUUUGCACAACUCUCAACAAACUCUAAGCGCGUACGGUCCGAGUGCUCACCUGGGGAAUGACAAGAUGAUUUCCACGGGAGGCUUCGAGUCCCACGCUGCGAUGCUCGGACGGGGCGAGGAGCACCUGGCGCGGGGUUUAGGGGGACAUGGAGCGGGCAUCAUGUCUUCUCUCAACGGCAUCAAUCACCACCACCACCACCACAGUCACUCGCACUCUCAGGCGAAUGGUUCGGUGCUCUCGGAGCGGGACAGGCAGGCAGGAGCCGGCGGACAGGGUGGUGGGUCGGGCCAGGUAGAGGAGAUCAACACCAAAGAGGUGGCUCAGCGAAUAACGGCGGAGUUAAAGAGGUACAGCAUUCCACAGGCCAUCUUUGCCCAAAGGAUCUUGUGUCGCUCUCAAGGAACUCUCUCGGACCUCCUGCGGAAUCCAAAACCCUGGAGUAAACUCAAGUCAGGUCGCGAGACGUUCAGACGGAUGUGGAAGUGGCUACAGGAACCAGAGUUCCAGCGCAUGUCGGCCCUUAGGCUUGCAGCCUGCAAGCGAAAGGAACAGGAGCAGCACAAGGAACGCAAUAUGGCGCCCAAGAAACAGCGUUUGGUCUUCACCGACCUCCAGCGUCGCACACUCAUUGCCAUUUUCAAGGAGAACAAGCGGCCCUCGAAGGAAAUGCAGCUGACUAUCUCACAGCAGCUCGGCCUGGAACUCAGCACCGUCAGCAACUUCUUCAUGAAUGCACGUCGGCGAUGUGUUGACCGCUGGCAUGAGGAACACCAUCACGGCCAUGUAGGCAGUCCUGGCCAGCCAGGCACCUCUGCCACCACCUUCUCCAAGGCUUAAAUCGAAACCCCCUUUUCCCCUGGGUGGCUGAGACUGGAUAUUCAUUCCAACCUCACAUAGUCACUCGUUGCGUGCCAAUCAAUCCCACUGCUGCCAAAAAUGGCAAUGUUUCACGUAAUUGCAACCUUUUACUUCUUUGGGACUGUUAUGAAACCAAGCCAAACAUCUUAACAGAGAAAAAGCACCACAUUACAUUCACAUAAACCAGAAAAAAAGUGAGCUGAAGAGGCCUGUUAGUGCUUUCUUCAAGCAGUUGAGGACAAUGAGCACUUUCAAAGCUCACAGCACAGACGGCUUGUUACUCAAGCAAGGUUGUCAAAGAAAGCCACCACCUGCAUCAUCACUCUCAGGCCCACAGCGGCACAAUUCCCUUAUGGCCAGUUGUUUCACUGAGGCUCUCAGAUCAUAUGCUAAGCUAAUGAAUUGAGAGACUAAUCGAUACAGACAGAAAAGCAAAGGACGUCGACCUCUACUGAAGGUGAAAUGGAACGAGCUCCCACAACAAGGACUACCGUGUUUGCCCAGCAUGGCUCUCCAUUCGGUUUAUUUUGCACAGAUGGAAAUGGAGUGUUAGCUGGGCUGCAACAUUUUAUGGCACUUGUGGUUAACGCAUGUUAUCACAAUCCGAACUGUCUUUAAUGGAAGCGAAUCAGUCAACCACUAUUUGGGGGCAAAAUACUGGACCAUUUUCAGUAACGGUGCACCCUUUCUAAUCUCAAGAGACUGCAACCUCUGACAUUUCAAAUACAAAUAGAAUAUUUUUCAUUUCAUAUAGAUACACAAUAAGGUCAAGACAGGUACAGCCAAACAUGACGAAAGGCACAUUUUAAAUACAAAUGGGAAUUUUUGUUACAAAAUGGUACAUCCAUACACAACUGAAAUAUUACUGACAAAUCAAAAUGUUAUGUUUAUCCUGCAAAGUGGACAAGGGGUAAACACAGUGCAAAAUGUUACAUCAAAUCUAGUGCCAAUAAUGUUUGCCUUAAUAUAAUAUAAAAGUUCACAUACCCUCAGCCAGAGUCCACUUCCAAACCGGCAUUACGUGCCAUAGCAACCAACAAUCAUAUUUUAAAAAGAAUCAGAAUCUUUUUUAAUUAUGAAAAUAAUCAAUGCUUUAAAUCAUUCACUGCAGCUAGUCUAUAAUAAAACUAACUGAAAAGCUAGAAAUCGCUCUACAGCAACACAAGAGGAACAGAAAUAAAUACUAAAAAAUUCUGUUCCUUCUCCUCUUUAACCCUUAAUCCCCUAUUUUUCUCUUAAUGUCUCCCACUUGCUUUCCCUUCAUAAUAUUAAAGCGGGUAAUUGGUACAAAUGUAUUUCUAUUUCUUAUUAAAUUUAUGAUCUGUGCAUAUGUAAGGCACCUUGUUGAUCAUGUAAAAAAAAAAAAUCAUAAAAAAAGACUUUCUGAAAGAAUAACAAAACUUAGGAGGACUGCAACUGGACAUCUCUGCAUUGCAUGUGAACUACCACAGGUCAUAACAGAAGGAACUUUAACUGACCACAAAGGAGAUGUUGCUCUGUUGGUUCUGUUGAAAGUAAACCAAAAACAAGAUUUCCACCCAAAAUUCCUCCUAAAAUCCUCAAAAACUCUGCCAAAAUGGGUGCGAAACAAGGGCACAAGCUUACCUCCAUAGGGAGAUGUUAAAGUCUUAGAGGAGUCUUCUUUUAGUACAUUUGAAUGCAACAGUAGCAUUUUCUGGAAAUGUUGCAGGACUUGCUGAACAGAUGAAAGUGAGCACAGUUAAUGCAACUAUGCUCUGAGCAUUGAGUUAUAAGCAGACCCACAAAGAAUCUGCUGAAUUUUCAGAAGUCAGUGGUAGUCUGUUGAGUAAAUUCCAACAUGGUCCAAUAUGUAGCUGAAAGCAUAAUCAUCAAAUUUGCCAAAUCGUAUGAGUGGGACAACAGACUAUGUGAAAGACAGGAUUUCUGCGCACAGAAUCCAUGUGGGCCUGGUUAUGAGCAUUAAGAGACAGCCGAUUUGUGCAACACAAAUCAGUGGGCAUCUAUAUGUACAUUAGCUGAUUAAACAGACCUUUUGUUUGUAGUGAGAACCAGUGUGGCUACCUCACUGAGCUGGGUGGUUUGUGAAACAGCCACUGAUACCAAAGAUUCUUUGACCUGCCAGUCAUGUGCUGCCAAAGGGAGGAAUACACACAAAAACCAAAAGCCCAAUAGCAAAACCAAAGCUGUUACAGAUGCAUGCAUACAUACAGCGGAUCGUUAUGCAUAUGCUGACAUAUACAUACUCUCACAGUGCAGUCAGACUGCAUAGCACCGCAAUGGGGGAUACGGCUGCUAUGCAGGUUGAGUUGAGUGCCUUUUUCCUUCAACAACGGGUGGGACUGCACUGGAACAUACAACAACACGCAACACUCUCACACAUAUUAUGUCUAUACACAAAGCGGAGCUGCUUUUUAGUAGUUUUCUUUGCGUAAACAUGGGUUACACUUACGCGUUUGACCGUUGACGGGUUUCGCGGCUUUUUAGUCAAAGUGAACGGGCAGCGUCAUAAUUUUGAAUACACGUAUCAACUAGUGCGUUAUUUUCCAUUAUUGUCACGUUUAACCACAAGCUCGCGUUCACACAUUCACUCAAAAAUAAAAAUGUACAGAGCGUAGGCAUAUAGAUAUUGAAGCAGGGUGUGAUUUAACUUUAAUUUGAUAUUAAACUGGUGUUUAAGCACUUUAAUGACCUCAUUUAUUAUUUAUCCUUUUGUCACUGCAUUAUUUGCGCUCAGAACUCCGUACAAAAUCACAAGUACCUUCAUAUUAGGUUUGUCUAAUAAUAGAGGGAUGCCAGUUUAGUGUAUGCACUGGCGAAUAUUCGCAAAAUAUUCUUUAUAUUAGCUAGCAUAAUGUAUUUGAUGCUAUACACACCCUGAUUUCACUCAGUAUGCCUCAGUGAUGUACCGACAUGUGGCCUGUUUUCAUGAGCACUAACUGAGGAACGUGGUUUGCUAAAUUAACAUUUAUUAAGGUGCUGGACAGGUUUUAAAUAUAACAUACACGUGAUUCAGGAAAAACGGCCAUUUUACAGGAAUCAUUAAACCAUUUCCCUCUUAUAUUUCUCCCAUUGGAAACCACACAGACUUGGCAGGAAGAUGUUGACAAUUGAUUCUGAAAUACCUCAAAUGUUUUGUGUAAAGUUUAUGUAAUUUAGAUUACACUAAUGCUAAUUACA
Molecule: messenger RNA, 4700 nt
Organism: Danio aesculapii
Lineage: Eukaryota; Metazoa; Chordata; Actinopteri; Cypriniformes; Danionidae
Gene: onecut3a
Product: one cut homeobox 3a
Exons: 2
Coding region: 162-1520 (452 amino acids)
Biological process (GO): regulation of transcription by RNA polymerase II
Cellular component (GO): nucleus
Molecular function (GO): DNA-binding transcription factor activity, RNA polymerase II-specific; RNA polymerase II cis-regulatory region sequence-specific DNA binding
Source: RefSeq, a predicted model, not a curated record